ACUUAGCCACGGAAGCCUGCAGGGUACCGGCUUGAAGAAGAAGAAGAAGGGGAGGAGGAGGCUCGUGGGUAGGGGUCGGUGGCGACAGUUCACGUAUCUCCGUGCUGACAUGUCCUCCUCCGGCGCAAUGCCCGCUGUUUCUUCCACCUCUUCCUCCGCGGCAGUGGGAAUCUUAUCGGCCACUACAGCUAAAACCAAGACCAAAAAGAAGCACUUCGUGCAGCAGAAAGUGAAGGUUUUCCGAGCCAGCGACCCCCUCAUCAGUGUAUUAAUGUGGGGAGUGAACCACUCGGUAAACGAACUUAUCCAAGUUCCUGUCCCAGUGAUGCUCUUACCAGACGAUUUCAAAGCUAAUUCUAAAAUUAAAGUUACAAAUCAUCUUUUCAACAGGGAAAACCUACCCAGUCAUUUCAAAUUCAAAGACUACUGUCCUCAGGUUUUCAGAAAUUUGCGUGAGCGAUUUGGAAUUGAUGACCAGGACUUCCAGGUGUCACUGACAAGGAGUUCCCCAUACUGUGAAAGUGAAGGCCAUGAUGGACGCUUUCUUCUCUCCUAUGAUAAAACAUUGGUCAUUAAAGAGAUUUCUAGUGAGGAUGUUGCAGAUAUGCACAUUAUUCUCUCUCAUUAUCACCAGCAUAUAGUGAAAUGUCAUGAAAGCACUCUGCUGCCUCAGUUUUUGGGGAUGUACCGUUUGAGCGUGGACAAUGAAGAUUCUUAUAUAAUAGUCAUGAGGAAUAUGUUUAGUCACAGACUGACUGUUCAUCGCAAGUAUGAUUUAAAGGGUUCUCUGGUAUCCCGGGAAGCUAGUGAUAAAGAAAAGGUUAAAGAAUUGCCAACUUUGAAAGAUAUGGAUUUUUUAAACAAGAGCCAGAAAGUAUAUGUGGAUGAAGAGCAAAAGAGAAACUUUAUGGAGAAGCUAAAGCGUGAUGUAGAUUUUCUAGUACAGUUAAAACUCAUGGAUUAUAGUCUGCUGCUAGGAAUCCAUGAAGUUUUCCGGGCUGAGCAAGAAGAGGAGGAGGAAUUGGAAGAAGACAAUGCUGAAAAUGAAUGUUCUCCGCAUGUGAAUGUUGGAUCUUAUGGGACAUCUCCUGAAGGUAUUGCUGGAUACCUGAAUUCUCAUAAACCAUUGGGCCCUGGGGAAUUUGAGCCCAUCAUCGAUGUAUAUGCCAUCAAGAGCUCUGACAAUGCUCCCCAGAAGGAAGUUUAUUUUAUGGGCUUGAUUGACAUUCUCACACAUUAUGAUGCCAAGAAGAAAGCAGCGCAUGCAGCAAAAACUGUGAAGCAUGGGGCUGGAGCAGAGAUUUCCACAGUGCAUCCUGACCAGUAUGGAAAAAGAUUCCUGGAGUUUGUCACAAAUAUCUUUGCCUAAUUCAUCAACAGACACAACUGAAAUAACAGAGCAUAAAACAA
Xenopus laevis (African clawed frog) is the source of this 1410-nucleotide messenger RNA. RefSeq names its product phosphatidylinositol-5-phosphate 4-kinase, type II, gamma S homeolog (gene pip4k2c.S). The record is from RefSeq and is marked provisional. Gene Ontology annotation, biological process: phosphatidylinositol metabolic process; phosphatidylinositol phosphate biosynthetic process. Gene Ontology annotation, cellular component: endoplasmic reticulum; cytoplasm; plasma membrane. NCBI's taxonomy places the organism in Eukaryota, Metazoa, Chordata, Amphibia, Anura, Pipidae. Gene Ontology annotation, molecular function: phosphatidylinositol kinase activity; 1-phosphatidylinositol-4-phosphate 5-kinase activity; 1-phosphatidylinositol-5-phosphate 4-kinase activity.